GCGGGCGAACGGUCGUGUUUUGAAAUUAAGGGCCGCUAUUUUUUUUACACAUAUUUAAUUAAAUUAUACGUGGAAGUUCGUUGUGGUUGGUUACAAGAAUUUUGAGAAAUUGGAAAUAUCUGUCAAAGAUGAAGUCCCCACAAUCAAAACACGUGCGACUUUUGCAAGAAAAGCAUCAAGAAAAUAUUGAAAGUAUGCUGAAAAACCUCUUUAGGGACGAAACGUUGAGCGAUAUCACCCUGCAUUGUAAAGACGGAGUUGUCAAAGCUCACAGAGUGAUAUUGGCUGCUUCUAGUUCAUAUUUUAGAAAGCUUUUUGAAGAACACCCAGAAAACCAAGUGGCAUUUCUUAUACAUGGUGUUUCCGCUAAACAGAUAAAAUGUUUGGUGGAGUUGAUGUAUAGAGGAAGCACCCAAAUACCUUCGGAGAUGACAACCAAAAUUUGUAAUAUUGCCGAAGAAUUUGGCGUCAAAGGAGUUGUUGAUGAAAAUGAAAAAUUACUGAACAGCUCAGGUAUAGACACAAGAUUUAAAGGACAAAAACGAGUUACUGUAGACUUUGAAAAUGAACUAACAUCUCAAACCAAAAGGCAACAAAGACGAUUAAGUAGUUGCUCAGAUAAAUCCUCGAAGAAAUCUCCAUCAGACGAAAACCCAAUGAACCCUUUGGAAAGCUUAGGUCUCAUAUCAACUCAUAUUAAAGAGGAGCCUCAAGACCAAACUCCUGUUGUAGCAAAUGCUGCGCUUUCUAAUUCUGAAAUAGCUCUGUUGUCUCCUGAAAUGCGUCGAAGGCAUAAUUGGGCUAUGAAACAAAGAAAGUAUAAAUGUACACUAUGCCCUGCAAGUUUUAAAAGAGCAUCUCACCUAACCCGACAUCAGCUGGUGCAUACUGGAGAGCGCCCGUAUGCUUGUAAUCAAUGUGAUAAGGCAUUUUCACGGCAUGACAAGCUUAAGCAUCACAUAAGAAAGGCACACGACAUACCUUACAUGGAAGAUAUGAUUGAUAGGGAAAGCGAGCAUGAGCUCUAUUCAAUAGGACAAGUGAAGUUGAAUAGCCCGUCUUUCGAACCUUCUGCAGUAAUAACCCGAGAAGAUCUCUUGGCAGAGAUGAGGCUUCAAGAAGCACCAAAACCUUUAGCAUCCAUUCCAGAAAUACCAAAGGUAUCCUCGAUUGUCAAAGAGAUAAGUACAGAAAUAUUGCCUUUAAAGGUAAACGCAAUGUCCAGUUUAAAUAAAGAUAAGGAAGCAGUUAGUAGCAUUAGUACUUUAAUAUCUCAGAAGAAAGGAAGGGGUAGACCGAGAAAAUAUCCGCCAGUACUAAAACCUUUAAUUAAACGACCAAGAGGAAGGCCACGACUUAAUUCGUCAAUAUCCCGUCUUCAAAAUAGAUCUGCUGACAGUAAAAGCAACGAUGGUUAUACGGACGCGCCAAUUGAAAAUAUUAAUGAAUACCUUGCAACAUCUAUUCAUCAGGAAGAUAGUGAAAGUACUGAAAACGAAAGCCAAUUUGAUUCCAAUUCUAAUUCCAACAUCGAUCCCGCUCACUUUGUGGAGCCAAUAAUCGCUUUAAACUUAGAUCAAAAUCAAGGAAGUAGCUCUUCAAUAUCAAAGGUAAACACCAAAAGUCAAACGACCGAAGAAAGACUGGCAGAAACUCGAAAUUAUGACGAGCCCCCUCAAACUACCGCGGGGUCGUUUCUCAAAAAUAUUGGAUUGUUGGAGACUAAUUCGGUGUCCAAGAUGAAUAUUGGGGAAUGUACUAUAUCUGUUAGUAGUAGUACAGUAGUUGGUAAUUCUACAACUACUCUCCAGAAAGAAAUGUAAACAAAGACAAAAUUAUUUAGCGACGCAUACAAUUGAAUAACUAGAAAAAUAAACCCACUUUACCCAUAUUUCAGAAUGUUCUGAUCCAAUGUUAGGGGUCUGUAUUGAUUUUUUUCAGAUUACAAAUAUUAAAGCUCCUAUUAGAGAAACAAAAAAGAAAUAAUUUUUUGAAUACUGUGAAACUGUUUUACUGGUUAUUUGACCAGAUAUCUACAAAGCUGCGCGUCAUACAUAAAUGUUUGA
Molecule: messenger RNA, 2066 nt
Organism: Anthonomus grandis grandis
Lineage: Eukaryota; Metazoa; Arthropoda; Insecta; Coleoptera; Curculionidae
Product: MDS1 and EVI1 complex locus protein EVI1-A-like
Exons: 9
Coding region: 129-1823 (564 amino acids)
Molecular function (GO): DNA binding; protein binding
Source: RefSeq, a predicted model, not a curated record